Drosophila innubila is the source of this 6608-nucleotide messenger RNA. RefSeq names its product putative U5 small nuclear ribonucleoprotein 200 kDa helicase (gene l(3)72Ab). Gene Ontology annotation, cellular component: nucleus. The coding region runs from base 125 to 6553 and encodes 2142 amino acids. The record is from RefSeq and is a predicted model, not a curated record. NCBI's taxonomy places the organism in Eukaryota, Metazoa, Arthropoda, Insecta, Diptera, Drosophilidae. The transcript is spliced from 6 exons. Gene Ontology annotation, molecular function: ATP binding; nucleic acid binding.
UCUGCCAGGUGGCAACGUCUUGCAAAAAGCAGAAAAAAGUGCAGCAGAGUGAAUUUUUAUGCUAAAAUAUUGUUAAAAAUAAGUGAAUUGUGCAGUAAAAACGAAAAGAAAACAUUAAGAAAACAUGGCGGAUGCCGCUGCACGUCAACUGCAGUACGAGUACAAAGCGAACUCGAAUCUUGUGCUGCAAGCUGAUGUUCGUCUAAUCGAACGUCCACGACGCGAUGAAGCCACAGGUGAGGUGUGCUCCUUGGUGGGCAAAUUGGAUGGCACCCGGAUGGGCGAUCGCUAUCAACGCACAAAACCGGAGAAAACGGAGGAGCGCAAAGUGAAGCGGCAGAAACGUGACGAGGCACAGUACGAUUUUGAGCGAAUGAAAGGUGCUACGCUGCUCUCGGAAGGCAUUGACGAAAUGGUUGGCAUUGUUUACCGCCCCAAGACGCAGGAGACGCGUCAGACCUACGAAGUCCUGCUCAGUUUCAUACAGGAAGCUCUGGGCGACCAGCCGCGUGAUAUCCUUUGCGGUGCAGCUGAUGAAAUUCUCGCUGUCCUCAAAAAUGAUCGACUCAAGGAUCGUGAGCGUAAACGUGAUGUAGACAGUUUGUUGGGUGAAGUAACCGACGAGCGAUUUGCAUUGUUGGUCAAUCUGGGCAAGAAGAUCACUGACUUUGGCAGUGAUGCUGUAAAUGCACUCACAGCAGCAACAAACAAUGAAGAACAAAUUGACGAGACCUACGGCAUCAAUGUGCAAUUCGAGGAGUCGGAGGAGGAGAGCGACAAUGACAUGUACGGCGAGAUACGCGACGAUGAUGCACAGGACGAGGGCGAGGAAGCUCGCAUUGAUCACACACUGCAUGCCGAGAAUCUCGCUAGCGAAGAGGCCGCCAGCAAUGUGAAGAAGGAUCGAUCGCUUCAUCCGCUGGACAUUGAUGCCUACUGGCUGCAGCGUUGCCUCAGCAAGUACUACAAGGAUGCAAUGGUCUCCCAGAGCAAGGCAGCAGAUGUGCUCAAGAUAUUGAAGGAUGCCGCCGACGAGCGUGACUGUGAAAAUCAGCUUGUGCUGCUGCUGGGCUACGAUUGCUUUGACUUUAUCAAGCAGCUGAAACUGAAUCGCCAGAUGAUACUCUACUGUACCAUGUUGGCAUCCGCUCAAACGGACAGCGAGCGUCAGCGGAUACGUGAGAAGAUGCGGGGAAAUACAGCGCUGGCCAAAAUCUUGCGACAACUGGACACGGGCAAGGCCGAUGAGCAGGAGGAAGCGGAUGCGCGUGCUCAUAAGCGUGGCAAGGGCGAUGCCGAUGAUGGUGGAGCAGCUGCUGCCGGUCAAGUCGCCGGAGUGCGACAAUUACUGGAGCUGGAUGAGUUGGCCUUUACCCAGGGUUCGCAUUUUAUGGCCAACAAACGUUGUCAGUUGCCCGAUGGUAGUUACCGUAAGCAGCGCAAGGGCUACGAGGAAGUCCAUGUUCCCGCUCUGAAACAAGUCGCCUUCGAUGCCAAUGAGGAGCUGCAACCGAUCGACAAGCUGCCCAAGUAUGUGCAACCUGUUUUCGAGGGAUUCAAGACACUGAAUCGCAUUCAGAGUCGUCUCUACAAGGCUGCCUUGGACACGGAUGAGAACAUGCUUCUGUGUGCACCCACUGGAGCGGGUAAAACCAAUGUCGCUUUGCUCACAAUGAUGCGAGAAAUUGGCAAGCAUAUCAAUGAGAAUGGCACCAUUAAUGCGCAGGAUUUCAAGAUCAUUUACGUGGCGCCCAUGAAAUCGUUGGUACAGGAAAUGGUUGGUAACUUUGGCCGCCGUCUCGCCUGCUAUAAUCUGACCGUGUCCGAGUUGACGGGAGAUCAUCAGCUAACACGUGAGCAAAUUGCCGCCACCCAGGUGAUUGUGUGCACGCCGGAGAAGUGGGAUAUUAUAACACGAAAGGGCGGAGAACGGACAUUCGUGAGUUUGGUGCGUCUCGUGAUUAUCGAUGAGAUUCAUCUGUUGCACGAUGAACGUGGUCCAGUGUUGGAGGCUCUUGUGGCUCGUACCAUACGCAAUAUUGAGUCAACGCAGGAGGAUGUGCGUCUGGUGGGCUUGUCUGCCACAUUGCCCAAUUAUCAGGAUGUUGCCACAUUCCUGCGCGUCAAACCCGACAAGGGACUCUUCUACUUUGACAACAGCUAUCGUCCGGUGGCUCUGGAACAGCAAUACAUUGGUGUGACGGAGAAGAAGGCCCUCAAGCGUUUCCAGGUCAUGAAUGAGAUUGUCUACGAAAAGACCAUGGAGCAUGCGGGUCGCAAUCAAGUCCUGGUCUUUGUGCAUUCCCGUAAGGAAACGGGGAAAACGGCACGAGCAGUGCGUGACAUGUGCCUGGAGCAGGACACGCUGGGAAGCUUCCUGCGGGAGGGAUCAGCCAGCAUGGAAGUCUUACGCACUGAAGCCGAGCAGGUGAAGAACACAGAGUUGAAGGAACUGCUGCCAUAUGGAUUUGCCAUACAUCAUGCUGGCAUGACACGUGUGGAUCGUACACUGGUCGAGGAUCUAUUUGCAGAUCGGCACAUUCAGGUGUUGGUGUCGACGGCUACUCUGGCCUGGGGUGUCAAUUUGCCCGCGCACACGGUCAUCAUCAAGGGCACCCAGGUGUACAAUCCAGAGAAGGGACGCUGGGUGGAGCUUAGCGCCUUGGAUGUGCUCCAGAUGUUGGGACGUGCCGGUCGUCCACAAUACGAUACCAAGGGUGAGGGUAUCCUUAUCACGAAUCACAGUGAGCUGCAGUUUUAUCUGUCGCUGCUGAAUCAACAGUUGCCCAUUGAGUCACAGUUCAUCUCGAAGCUGCCGGACAUGCUGAAUGCCGAGAUUGUCCUGGGCACAGUGCAGCAUCUGCAGGAUGCAGUUAACUGGUUGGGCUACACUUAUCUAUACAUACGUAUGCUAAGGAAUCCCACCUUGUAUGGUGUCUCGCAUGAUGCCAUUGAGGCGGAUCCGUUGCUGGAACAACAUCGAGCUGAUCUGUUGCACACGGCUGCCUGUUGCUUGGAGAGAAGCGGUCUAGUUAAAUAUGAACGGAAGACGGGACACUUUCAGGUCACCGAUCUGGGACGCAUUGCAUCGCAUUAUUAUUUAACCCAUGAGACAAUGUUAACCUACAAUCAGUUGUUGAAGCAAACGCUUAGCGAGAUUGAGCUAUUCCGCGUCUUUUCGCUCUCCUCCGAGUUCCGUCACAUCUCGGUGCGCGAGGAGGAGAAACUGGAACUGCAGAAGCUGAUGGAACGCGUGCCCAUACCCAUCAAGGAGUCCAUUGAGGAGCAUAGCGCCAAGGUGAACGUGUUGCUACAGGCCUACAUCUCGCAACUGAAGCUGGAGGGAUUUGCCUUGAUGUCCGACAUGGUAUUCAUAACACAAUCCGCGGCACGUCUCAUGCGUGCCAUCUUUGAGAUUGUCCUGACCCGUGGAUGGGCUCAGUUGGCGGAUAAAACGUUGACGCUCUGCAAGAUGAUCGAUCGUCGCAUGUGGCAAUCGAUGACCCCGUUGCGUCAAUUCAAAAAGAUGCCGGAAGAAAUUGCCAAGAAGCUGGAGAAGAAACACUUUCCCUGGUCACGUCUCUAUGAUCUGGAACCCCAUGAACUGGGUGAAUUGAUACGCGUGCCAAAGCUGGGCAAGACCAUACACAAGUUUGUCCAUCAGUUUCCCAAGCUUGAGCUAUCCACGCACAUUCAACCCAUUACCCGAGCCACCUUAAGGGUGGAGCUCACGAUUACUCCAGAUUUUCAAUGGGAUGAGAAGGUGCACGGCCAGUCGGAGGGAUUUUGGGUGUUGAUCGAGGAUGUGGACUCGGAGCUGAUACUGCACCAUGAGUUCUUUCUGUUGAAGCAGAAAUAUGCCCAGGAUGAGCAUCAAUUAAAGUUCUUUGUGCCCGUUUUUGAGCCAUUGCCACCACAAUAUUUCCUGAGGAUUGUCUCAGAUCGUUGGAUUGGGGCCGAGACCCAGUUGCCGGUAUCCUUUAGGCAUCUCAUACUGCCCGAGAAGAAUAUGCCGCCCACGGAGCUACUUGAUCUUCAACCGUUGCCCAUUAGCGCACUGCGUCAACCGAAAUUUGAGGCAUUCUAUGCGAGCCGCAAGUUCCAGCAAUUCAAUCCGAUCCAGACGCAGGUCUUCAAUGCCGUCUACAACAGUGAUGACAAUGUAUUUGUGGGUGCUCCAACUGGAUCGGGCAAGAUGACUAUUGCCGAGUUUGCCAUAAUGCGUUUGUUCAGCCAAAGCAUCGACGGACGUUGCGUUUAUCUCGUUUCCCAGGAGACUCUCGCUGAUUUGGUAUUUGCCGAUUGGCAUGAGAAGUUUGGAGCGCUGGACAUAAAGGUGGUUAAGUUGACGGGUGAAACGGGCACGGAUCUAAAGCUAAUUGCCAAGGGACAGCUGGUUAUAACCACAGCAGAUAAAUGGGAUGUGUUGUCGCGUCGCUGGAAGCAGCGCAAGAACGUCCAGCAGGUCAAUCUCUUCAUUGUCGAUGAACUGCAGCUGGUGGGCGGUGAGGAGGGACCCGUAAUGGAGAUCGUUUGCUCCCGCAUGCGUUACAUUAGCUCACAGAUUGAGAAACAGAUUCGCAUUGUGGCUCUGUCCGCAUCUUUGACCGAUGCAAGGGAUGUGGCCCAAUGGCUGGGUUGUAAUCCCAAUGCCACCUUCAAUUUCCAUCCCAGUGUGCGUCCCAUACCACUGGAGCUGCACAUCCAGGGAUUCAAUGUUACCCACAAUGCCACUCGCAUUGCGACCAUGUCAAAGCCCGUCUACAAUGCUAUCCUCAAAUACAGCGCCGAUAAGCCGGUGAUUGUGUUUGUCUCAUCCAGGAAACAGGCGCGUCUCACGGCCAUCGAUAUUGUGACGUAUGCUGCCUCAGAUCUGCAGCCGAAUCGCUUCUUCCUGGCGGAGGAGGAGAGUAUUCAGCCGUUCCUGGAACGCAUGUCGGAUAUAACGUUAAAGGAAACGAUUGUCCAGGGUGUGGCCUAUCUCCACGAGGGGCUGUCCGCCUCGGAUCGUCGUGUAGUCGAGCAGCUCUUCACGGCGGGAGCCUUUCAACUGGUUGUCGUCUCCCGGGACAUGUGCUGGGGCAUGAGCAUCUCGUCACAUCUCGCUAUUAUCAUGGACACACAGUUUUAUAAUGGCAAGAAUCAUUCGUAUGAGGAUUAUCCCAUUACGGAUGUGCUCCAAAUGAUUGGACGCGCGAAUCGAACCAAAGAUGCCGAUGCCAAGUGUGUGCUAAUGUGUCAGAGUUCCAAGAAGGAUUUCUUCAAGAAGUUCAUCAACGAACCGCUGCCCAUCGAGAGUCAUUUAGAUCAUCGCAUGCACGACCAUUUCAAUGCCGAGGUUGUCACCAAAACCAUUGAGAACAAACAGGAUGCCGUCGAUUAUCUAACAUGGACAUUCCUCUAUCGCCGAUUAACCCAGAAUCCCAACUAUUACAAUCUACAGGGCGUCACGCAUCGCCAUCUGUCUGAUCAUCUGUCCGAGCUGGUGGAGAACACGCUCAGUGAUCUGGAGCAAUCCAAGUGCAUUAGUGUCGAGGAUGAUAUGGACACAUUGCCACUGAAUCUGGGCAUGAUUGCCGCCUACUAUUACAUCAACUAUACAACGAUUGAGCUCUUCAGUUUGUCGUUGAACAGUAAGACCAAGGUUCGCGGUCUGCUCGAGAUCAUAUCAUCGGCAGCCGAGUAUGAGGAUGUUGUGGUGCGGCAUCACGAGGAGAAGGUUCUGCGAAGACUCUCGCAGGGAUUGCCCAACAAACUGACUGGACCCAAUGAAACGGCGCCCAAAUUUAAUGAUCCUCAUAUUAAAACGAACCUGUUGCUCCAGGCGCAUCUAUCGCGUCUGCAAGUGGAACCCGAACUCCAGGGAGAUACUGAACAGAUUCUAAGUAAGGCGAUACGCUUAAUCCAGGCUUGUGUGGAUGUGUUGAGUUCCAAUGGCUGGUUAUCGCCAGCUGUGGCAGCUAUGGAACUGGCACAGAUGGUUACCCAAGCCAUGUGGAGCAAGGACUCCUAUCUGCGGCAGCUGCCACACUUUAAUGCCGAGAUUAUCAAACGAUGCACGGAUAAGAAAAUUGAAACUGUCUUUGACAUUAUGGAGCUGGAGGAUGAGGAUCGAUCGCGCCUGCUACAACUGUCGGAUGCACAAAUGGCCGAUGUGGCGAGAUUCUGUAAUCGUUAUCCCAACAUUGAGCUCAAUUACGAAGUCGUGGAUAAGGAUCGCAUUAAUUCUGGAUCAACGGUCAAUGUGGUGGUGCAGCUGGAGCGUGAGGAUGAGGUUACUGGUCCGGUGAUUGCGCCGUUCUUCCCCCAGAAACGUGAGGAGGGCUGGUGGGUGGUCAUUGGUGAUCCCAAGACCAAUUCCCUGCUUUCCAUCAAACGCCUCACGUUGCAACAAAAGGCCAAGGUCAAAUUGGACUUUGUGGCGCCAAGUCCGGGCAAACAUGACUAUACCCUGUACUAUAUGAGCGACUCCUACUUGGGCUGCGAUCAGGAAUACACAUUCUCCAUUGAAGUGGGCGACUUUCAAUCGGAGAGCGAAAGUGAAUCAGAUUAAGCGUAUAACCGAUAAACCUAACGAACCAAUAAAACCAAAACAAUUUUUAUCAAAA